AUGAAACAUUUCGCUGUGGUUGCAACAACACUUACUUCUGAAGUACACACCGCUGGCUUCUUCCGAAUUGAGUUGCACGCGCAUUUCGCUGUGGUUGCAACAACACUUACUUCUGAAGUACACACCGCUGGCUUCUUCCGAAUUGAGUUGCACGCGGUGAGACACUCGUCACCUGAUUCUGAGGUUGGCUUCACCCCUGUGACGGUAUCUCCGCGUUUUUGUCCUAGCUGGCUUCCGCAAGACAAAGAGUCUUCAUCAAUGAGACCAGCAAUCAAUAAUUGGUCGGCACAUUUUCAUGCGAUGAACAAGAAUCUCUGGGACACAAAUCUUGCAAAAAUAGCCAGCGCGUCGACAAGAAAAUGCAUAUACAAACUUUCUGACUCUCCUGGCGUUCGCGAAAACGUAUUUUGGUCUACCUCACCCCAAGAGUAA
Molecule: messenger RNA, 432 nt
Organism: Opisthorchis viverrini
Lineage: Eukaryota; Metazoa; Platyhelminthes; Trematoda; Opisthorchiida; Opisthorchiidae
Exons: 6
Coding region: 1-432 (143 amino acids)
Source: RefSeq, a predicted model, not a curated record